CGUCGCUCUACUGGACUGUCCUCUGUCGGAGCAGCGGCGGUGCGGAAAGCUUUACCGAGGAUGACUGUUCAGCGAUCGUAUCGAAUGGUACUUGCAAUUGUACUUACGGCGCGUCGGCUAUGAUUCACUGCAGCGAUGUUACGGAGUCGGCACAUAUACGGAUCGCGGUGCACACAAAUAAUGAAGUCGAGAUCUUCUGCAGUGGUCGUAUUGGAGUUGGUUGCAAUGUCACACAUCCCUGCUUUCCUACGGAGCUGCUUGCCCGUUUGCCACGUUUGGGUGGCCUACACAAAGCCAGCUUCCUAAGCGUACACCACUGUUUGCCAUUCACCGAAGUGCUGACACAAUUGGCAUUGCAGCAGAGUAAUGUUUUGCAGUUAAACGAUCUGGAAUUUAUACCAUUGCUAACAGCGCAUCACUUCGGUCAGAAUUUGAGUGGCUUGCAAACAGUUACGGCCUUGGAGUUGUUGGCGCAUCCGCAGCUGCGUAUCUUGAAUGUAGCGCAGCAAUUGAACGCCGAUUUGUUUAGUGCUUUCUACUCACUUGCCAGCUUAAAGAUCGACUUGCGUUUUACGCAGCUACCGCAGGACCUUUUUACGCCUGUUGCAGCGACUUUAAGCGAUUUGAUGUUGUAUGGGAGAUUGAGUGAUUUUCCACGUAAAUCAUUUGGGUCACUAAGUCGUAUGAGCGCACUCACCAUGAGUGGUCAUCAACUGGCGGAUCGUCUACGUGAGGGUGACUUUGAAGCACUCGGCUUGCUAGAACUACUCACAUUAAGCAGGUGCGGCAUAACUGUACUACCCGCGCGCAUCUUUGCACUGCUGCCAUCACUUAAAUGGGUGCUGUUGUUUGCGAAUCAAUUGCGUGUGCUACCCACUGGGCUUUUUGCCGCACAAAUCAGUUUGCAAAUGCUGGACUUGAGCCGCAACCAACUGGAAGCUUUGCCGUUGGGUUUAUUUCAUCCAUCUACUAAAUUAGUGAAUUUGAAUCUAUCGCGAAAUCGACUUUUGCUGCUGAGUGCAGAAAUCCUGCCUCCACUGCAUGGACUUGAGACACUUCGUUUGGAUGGUAAUCGAUUGGUUACUAUUGCGUCCGGCUGCUUUGCCGAGGCGCAACAUCUCAAGACUCUAUUACUGGAUCACAAUGGGCUGAAUUGGACAAGCACUGAAGCUUGCGAUGUACUCAAUGGUCUGCGCAGUUUGCGGUUGCUCAGUCUGAAAAAUAACUCACUUUCUCAAUUGUGCGAUCAGCUGAGUGCGCCAAAUCACACCACUAACAGCUUGCGUGUGCUUGAUGUGCGCCACAAUAGGCUGACACGUUUGAGCGCACAAUUACUUCACACAUUAAACAGUAGCAUGUCGGGGAGUAAUUUGUACCUGUCGCACAAUCCGUGGGUAUGUGACUGUGGUGCGCAAUUACUGCAUGCGUUCGUUAAAAGCAAUCGCAUGCGCUUUUCCGAUAUGCUUGAUGUGCGUUGCGAGAACUCACAAUUGGCGCCACUUAUCGAGUUGUCUUACCGUGACUUCUGCUUACCCCAUUUGGGCAAAAAUAAGUUAGCGGUCUUAGCCUUCAUCUGUUUGUCGGCGCUCAGUCUGCCCAUUAUUUACCUCACCGUGGUUUUCUACAACAAAUACAAACUAUAUUUGCAAAUUUGGCUCUAUGAGAACUCUGGUGUGCUUGAGUCCAAAUUUUUUAUUUGGUUGAAAUUAGCGUGUCCGUUUCUGAUUUUAAAUUUAGUAUCAACUCUUGAGUUUUGUGUGUGCUUCGAUGGAUAUAUUAAAAAAUCUAUGAUUUACUGCAGUGACGUCACGGAGCCGGCACAUAUACGGAUCGCGGUGCACACAAAUAAUGAAGUCGAGAUCUUCUGCAGCGGUCGUAUUGGAGUUGGUUGCAAUUUCACUCAUCCCUGCUUUCCUACUGAGCUGCUUGCGCGUUUGCCACGUUUGUUUAGCCUACACAAAGCCAGCUUCCUAAGCGUACACCACUGUUUGCCAUUCACCGAAAUGCUGACACAAUUGGCGCUGCAAGAGAUUGGUGUUUUGCAAUUGAAUGGUCUGGAAUUUAUAACAUUUCUGCAGAAGCGGCAUUUUGGCAACAAUUUCAGUCAUUUUCAAAAUGUGCGGCAACUGGAGCUAUUUGCGGAGAACAUGCAACACUCGCUAGAUGAAGAGAGUUUGACGCUAUUAGCGCAAAUGCCACAGAAUAUUUUACAUGGGAAGCAGCAGCUGGAGUACGAUCUUUUGUGCCCGUUUGCGCACCUCGAGGUACUGACAAUCGGAAUGGAUUUCGUACAACUGCCGGCUGAAAUAUUUGCACCAGUGGCGCAAACGCUGAGUGAGCUCCACUUGUUGGGCAGACUACGCGCCAUUCCUGCUAAUACAUUCGGUGUGUUUCGUAAUUUGACAGAGUUGGCCUUGUUGGGCCAUCAAUUUGAGUGGCGUUUACGCGCAAACGAUUUUACCGCACUCGACACAUUGCAGGUGCUGAAGCUGCAGACUUGCAGCAUCACAUUAUUGCCGGCGCAUAUAUUUUUCCCAUUGGUGGCAUUAACGUGGCUUAAUUUAGAGACAAAUAGGUUGCGUUUACUGCCCGAUACAUUGCUGGCACAACAGCGCCAGUUGCGUAGGUUAGAUCUAAAUGAUAAUCAACUGGAAGCGUUGCCAGCGGCGCUCUUCGAAUCUUCAACUAAGCUACAAAAACUGUUCUUAACAAACAAUCGGUUGCGUAGCCUAAGCGCAGAUAUUCUGCCACCACACAAUGCGCUUGUCGAGCUGUAUGUGGAUGUGAAUGAGUUACACACAAUAACACCCGGCACUUUUAGGCAGGCGCGUCAUUUGCGCCGCUUAAUUUUGAGUCAUAACAAAUUGGAUUGGACGCGCGCUGAAGCGUGUGCAAUGUUUGAUGGGCUACAUAGCUUAGAUGAGCUUGCGCUGCAAAACAAUUCACUGCGUUUUUUGUGCAAUCAGUUGGGCGCAUCAAAUCAGAGCACCAGCUUUUUGAGCUUCCUUGAUGUGCGCCAAAAUAAGUUAACGCACUUGAGUGCGCCCCUUCUGCGUGCAUUAAAUGAUAGCAAAACGCUGCUGGACGUAUACAUGACUAAUAAUCCAUGGGCAUGCGACUGUAGCGCUCAGCCGCUGCAUGCAUUUGUGAGAAGCAAUCGCGUGCGCUUUCCCGACGUGAAAUACAUCAGCUGUUAUGAAGCGCAGCGGACGCCGCUCAUCGAGCUGUCCUAUCGUGACCUCUGCCCGCUUGAUCUAGGUGUCAACGCGCAGCUAGUUAGGAUCUUUAUAUACUUCUCGACACUUAGUUUGGUGGUAAUCACCGGCGCGCUCUGCUACUACAAGUACAAACUGCAAUUAAAAAUUUGGCUGUACGCGCAUAGUCUAUGCCUGCGUUGUAUUAGUGAGGCUGAGCUGGACUGUGACCGCAAAUAUGACGCUUUCAUCUCAUAUACUCAUCAAGACAAACAUUUUGUUGAACACGAGCUAGUGCCUGGCUUGGAGCAGGGCACGCCCGCAUUUAAGGUGUGCAUACACGUGCGCGACUGGUUAGCGGGCGCUUUCAUUUCCGAGCAAAUCAUCGAUUCUGUAGAGCAAUCGCGACGCACGAUCAUUGUAUUGUCACAGCAUUUUAUACAAUCCGAAUGGGCGCUCAUGGAAUUUCGCAUGGCGCAUCAGUGCGCACUAAAUGAAGGGCGCUCGCGCAUCAUACUGGUGAUCUAUGGAGAUUCGGUGGAUAUGGAGCUGUUAGAUCAAGAGCUGCGCGCUUAUCUGAAAAUGAAUACGUACUUGAAGUGGGGCGAGCCGUGGUUUUGGGAAAAACUGCGUUAUGCCAUGCCACAUUCCCGACUUAGCUGGGAGCGCGAAGAGUGUGCAAAUAUACGCGCUAACGAAAUUCCGCUGCAAACGAUGAUGACGCAGGCCUUAGCUAACAUCAGCGGCGAUCAAAGUUUCAUCACCGACGUUUGCGCUGAGAUCGCAUCAAAUGGCACCUGUAGUUGCGCAUAUAAUACCAGCGGCGUUUUUGUCGACUGCGGCAGCGCACAUGGCCACAUACAAAUACAAAUCCUAGUUUUGGAACAUAUUUUUGUCGAUAUAUUUUGUAAGCCAGCUAUUAACACAAAGUCGCUUAUAACAACCGAACAGUUGGCGAAUUUACCAUUACUGGGUGGCAUGCACAAAAUCGAUAGCUUAAGUGUGCACCGCUGUUUGCCAUUCACCGAAAUGCUGGCACAAUUGGCGUUGCAGCAGUGCACAAUUUUGCAGCUGAAUGAUCUGGAAUUCGUACCAUUGCUAACAGCGCGUCACCUUGGUCAGAACUUGAGCUACUUGCAAACAGUUACGGUUUUGGAGUUGUUGGCGCAUCCGCAGUUCCGUGCCUUGCAUGCAGCGCAGCAAUUGGACGCCGAUUUGUUUCUUCCCUUCUACUCACUUGUCAGUUUGAGGAUCGACUUGCAUUUCACGCAGCUACCGCAGGGCCUUUUUACGCCUGUUGCAGCGACUUUAAGUGAUUUAAUGUUGGAUGGGAGAUUGAGUGAUUUUCCACGUAAAUCAUUUGGCCAACUAAGCCGUAUAAGCGAGCUCACUAUGAGUGGUCAUCAACUGGCGGAUCGUCUACGUGAGGGUGACUUUGAAUCACUCGGCUUGCUAGAACAACUCACAUUAAGCAGCUGCGGCAUAACUGUGCUACCCGCGCGCAUCUUCGCGCCGCUGCCAUCACUUAAACGGCUCCAACUCCGGGCGAAUCAAUUGCGUGUGCUACCCACUGGGCUUUUUGGAGCACAAAUCAAUUUGCAAACGCUGGAAUUGAGCCGCAACCAACUGGAAGCUUUGCCGUUGGGAUUAUUUCAUCCAUCUACUAAAUUAGUGAAUUUGAAUCUAUCGCGAAAUCGACUUUUGCAGCUGAGUGCAGAAAUCCUGCCUCCUCUGCAUGGACUUGAGACACUUCGUUUAGAUGGUAAUCGAUUGCGUACUAUUGCGUCCGGCUGCUUUGCCGAGGCGCAACAUCUCGAGGUUCUAUUACUGGAUCACAAUCGACUGAAUUGGACAAGCGCUGAAGCUUGCGAUGUACUCACUGGUCUGCGCAGUUUGCGGUUACUCAGUCUGAAAAGUAACUUACUUUCUCACUUGUGCGAUCAGCUGAGUGCGCUGAAUCACACCACUAACAGCUUGAGUGUGCUUGAUGUGCGCCACAAUAGGCUGACACGUCUGAGCGCACAAUUACUUCACACAUUAAACAGUAGCAUGUCGGGGAAUAAAUUGUACCUGUCGCACAAUCCGUGGGUAUGUGACUGUGGUGCGCUAUUACUGCAUGCGUUCGUUAAAAGCAAUCGCAUGCGCUUUCCCGAUAUGCUUGAUGUGCGUUGCGAGAACUCACAAUUGGCGCCACUUGUCGAGUUGUCUUACCAUGACUUCUGCUUACCCGAUUUGGGCGUUCGUACGUCAGUGGUGUUAGCCUUUAUUUGGUUGUCGGCAUUCAGCUUGUCAGUGAUCACCACCGCGCUUUUCUACUACAAAUACAAACUGCAAUUACAAAUUUGGCUCUAUGCACAUCGCUGGUGCCUAUGUUGUAUUAGUGAGGCUGAGCUGGACCGCGAUCGCAAGUAUGACGCUUUCAUCUCAUACACACAUCAGGAUGAGCAUUUUGUCGAGCACGAGCUAGUGCCUGGCUUGGAGCAGGGCACGCCCGCAUUUAAGGUGUGCAUACACGUGCGCGACUGGUUAGCGGGCGCUUUCAUUUCCGAGCAAAUCAUCGAUUCUGUAGAGCAAUCGCGACGCACGAUCAUUGUAUUGUCACAGCAUUUUAUACAAUCCGAAUGGGCGCUCAUGGAAUUUCGCAUGGCGCAUCAGUGCGCACUAAAUGAAGGGCGCUCGCGCAUCAUACUGGUGAUCUAUGGAGAUUCGGUGGAUAUGGAGCUGUUAGAUCAAGAGCUGCGCGCAUAUCUGAAAAUGAAUACGUACUUGAAGUGGGGCGAGCCGUGGUUUUGGGAAAAACUGCGCUACGCUAUGCCGCAUUCACAACGUGGCUGGCAGGGCGAGGGCCGGACGAAGAGACGCACCGAUGAAAUUUCUCUGCAGCCGACUGGGCUGAGAGCGUAA
This is a messenger RNA of Anastrepha obliqua, 6098 nucleotides long. RefSeq lists its product as uncharacterized. Gene Ontology annotation, cellular component: membrane. Lineage: Eukaryota; Metazoa; Arthropoda; Insecta; Diptera; Tephritidae. Gene Ontology annotation, molecular function: transmembrane signaling receptor activity; protein binding. The record is from RefSeq and is a predicted model, not a curated record. Gene Ontology annotation, biological process: immune response; toll-like receptor signaling pathway.